Sturnus vulgaris (Common starling) is the source of this 3760-nucleotide messenger RNA. Lineage: Eukaryota; Metazoa; Chordata; Aves; Passeriformes; Sturnidae. The record is from RefSeq and is a predicted model, not a curated record.
UACAUUAAGUUCCUUUCACAGUUUGCUGCAGUAGGUAGAUGGUUCUGAAGAGCACAGUAUGCUGUUCCAGUUCGGUUUCUUUCCUCACUUAGCUACAUGUGGUGGUUUCAAUUCUGCAUGUAGGCAGAGGCCAGGCCCUGUUUGCUUGGACAGUUGCAGAAGUUGGUGGCAGACGUUGAAUCUCCGACCUCCUAAGAGACUGACCACGCGUGUAUUUUCAGACGCACCCUCACCUGUGAGCAGGGAAACCUGGGAAGGUGAGGAGCAAGUUUUAUUUUUUCCUUUUUGAUUCUUUAACGUGUAGUCUUGUGCAGCUGUGCUAAGAAUUCUCUUUCCUUUUUUGUCCAUCUCUGAGACGAGAAGAGGAAGCUGAAGCUCAGUUCCUGAGAUGCUAUGAUGAAGUUUCGGCCUGCUUCCAGGAUAUGAAUGCAGUAGAUGGUGCUGAAGCAACACUGAGGCUCCUCCUGUGAAAUUUCCACAGUCCAGUGUGUAUAGAGAAAGUGCUUGCUGGCUCUCCCAAGUGUUGAUGGUCCUGUGUCUUCAAGGGAUGCAUUCCAGGACAAGAAAACACUGACUGUUAGUUUUAAAGAUGUUAAUAAAUAAUUCUUUGUGUUACCUUUUCAUUCUUUAUUGAUGGUGAAGGUGGGCAUUUGAGGUAGUACAAAUACCAGCCAAGUGGUGCUUCAGGGUGUGUGCUCAGACAGUGGUCAAAUUUAAGCUGUUGAAUGUUAGCCCUUUGAUAUGGUUGUUGCUCAGUGUUGCUGAAAUCAACACUGAAAGUGUCUGGGGAGUCUGGAUGCUACUGCUCUGGGAAUACACAUUAUAGCACUCAGCCACAGUGCUUGUGUUUCCUGUCCAUGUGCUCACUGGGAGAAGCAUGCAGGGAGGAGGUAUGAUUGAGAAGUGGUAUCAAGGUUUAUGCUGGAAUAAUGUACUGUCAAAAUCAUGCACCGUCAGCAAGCCUGACUGCUAGGUAAUAUGAGCUAUCAUUGAUUGCUUUCCUAAAGGUCCUCUCAGGAAGGUGGUCUGGGUGCUGAAUAAUGUCAGUGUCAUCAUCUUUCAGUUCAUGAAAGUGCCUCUCUCUUGGAGCUGGGGGGAUUUGACAAGCAAUAGAUACUUUAUAUCCCAUUAAGGAAACUAAAUAAGUUUGCCUUUCUUACAUUGCAGCCAUUCAUUUAAUAUAAUGACUUGUGUUCAGUAAUUCGCAUGAGGGCAGGAGCAAUAGAACUUCAUCACUGAUACAUACCCAGUAAAGAAAGCUUUGCUGACUUUAAAAGUGAAAUCAUGGGCCAAAAAAAUCUGUUCUUUCCUCAGCAUUUGGCUUUGUGAAUAACUGAGAUCCCUGUCUACUCUUUCUGAAAAUUCUGCUGGUAGCAUGAUGGAAUCGGUGGGAUACAGUAGUGUCACUUUCUGGAGCUGUCUUGAGUAUAAACUUACCUAAGUUGUAAAAAUGGGAAGAAUUUUUUUGGAUCAUAUUGGUGGCACUCGCCUGUUCUCCUGUGCAAACUGCGACACAAUCCUGACCAACCGCUCUGAGCUCAUCUCCACUCGCUUUACAGGGGCCACAGGAAGGGCCUUUCUUUUUAACAAGGUGGUAAAUCUGCAGUACAGUGAAGUUCAGGACCGGGUCAUGCUCACUGGCCGCCACAUGGUCCGGGACGUGAGCUGCAAGAACUGCAACAGCAAACUGGGCUGGAUCUAUGAGUUUGCCACUGAAGACAGCCAGCGCUACAAGGAAGGCCGCGUUAUCCUGGAAAGAGCCUUGGUCCGGGAGAGCGAAGGCUUCGAGGAGCAUGUUCCAUCCGACAAUUCCUGAAGAGGCUCCGCUCUCUUCUCAGGUUCUCUUCAAUUGAAACUCAAAUAUAAUAAAAUCAACAAAAAAAUCUGCUUACAUACACUGUCACCUUAGCAUCAGAGUCGGAUUCAUGGACUACAAAGUGGGAAAGAUUGUGAGAAUAUUUCAGAUGGAACCUUCCUUUCUUUAUUCCUUUUAUAUUUUACUUUCCCUCCAGCAGCUGUUUGUAGAAAGAAUGUUGUGCAGAUGCUGUAACUUUUUCUCUCUUUCAUAUACAUCUGUUAGAUUUGAGAUUGCAUCUUCAGGUACAGUGGGCUAAAAGGAAAAUAUUUGCAGGAUUUGUCUUUUGUUGGAGAGAAAUUCAAUGAAGUUUUUUUUUUUUAGUUUGCACAAACUGAUGUCAGCAUCAAGUUAUUUUAGAACUAAAGAUUUUUUUAAAAGUAUGUUCCAACUUUUGGCUUAAGUUUUUAGUUAGGUUUUUGGUUUUUUGGGCUUUUUAAACCCAGCCUUUUCAUCUGGUUUGCUAGCUGAAGUGAAGAGAUCCGAAUUUGUGCUGAGUGCUAAAGGUUCAGUGUUGGUACAGCUUGGGCUGGCCCAUGUGCCAUAUUCUUGUUGAGGUUGAUUGGUAGCACAGAGCCCAUUAUUUCUUGUCAUUUUUGACCCAAAGAUGUCACCAUUCCUUGUUUAUUCAUGAAGUCCCAUUCACCGUGUAAACUGGUGUUGAUUGGAAACUAUCCUUGAAAUAGGGCAAAACUGCUUGGCUUUUUUAAACUUUAACAGAUGUAACUUAUGAGCAUAGUAAUAAUAUAAAGUAAUAGCUGUCUGUUUAGUCUUGCAUUGCUUACAAAUCCAGCUGUGUUUGUAAUGAUAGGGAUCCACUGAGAAACUACAGUUUCAGUAGUCAUUUUUUUUCAUUUCUCUACUAAUCUCAUUAAGUUAGACAGGGAAUUGCAAAUCUUAAUUCUUCUUCAAGUAGCUUUCUUUAAACCCAGAACUUCCUAUGUUAAACACAGCUGCUGUGUAAAAGGAGAAGAUUGCCAGCAUGUUUGUUCAUGCAUAGAGUUAUGCAAUCUGCGUCUCUUGAAAAAAUUAACUUAAACAGCUUGUUUUCAAAUGCUGCUUCUGGUGUUGAAACCUUUGUCUUUCAACUUUGUUGAACUUUUUCAUUGUAAUGUUACAUUUUUAUUUUUCUGGGCAGCAGUACAUGUCAGCCUAGUAGUAACUAGUGACUUGGAUUCCUGCUUUGUUCUUGUAGAGGUCAGCUCUGUUUAAAACAGUGAUCUUGCUUGCCUUUUUUAGCUAAAAUGCUCUUUGUUAACUUAACUCAAGGGUGCCCAAACACUUUCAUUGUGUCUUAAGCCAUAAGUUAGGAUCUCAAGGGCUGAAAUUUAUUUGAAUGUGAGAUAUGUAUGAUUUCUUACCUAAAAUAUGAGUUGGUUGUGGUUUUUUUUCUUAUUGGAUAAAUUGUGGUCAAUGUGAAAUAAGUUACCCACGGAUGCAGGAAAGGGGGGGAACCCCAUCCAGCCAAGCAGAUCUGGCUUCUGACCUUUCAGAAUAACUUUUCUUCUCUAGCCACAGCUCCAUAUCCGAAACUAAGAUGUGGAGGGUGACUAUACAGAGUAUUUUUCUUCAUUUUAUUUGGUUGCCAAGUGGCAAGUUGGACACCCCUGACUUGAAUCUACUGCCUCUUUCAUGUAAAGGUAGCUUUGUUCUAGAAAUGUCACAUAGAAAGAAAACAGAGUAGAUCACAUACCAGAGCUGUGCUUGAAUCAAGCUGCUUAAACAAUAGUGUACUUGUGCCUCAAAUGAAUCAGUUUUUGCACUGAGUACAGUAGUACCCCAUUAUCUUGUACUUCUGUCCUUCACAGACCCUAGCCUGGAAGCGCCAUUAGCAUGGUUCUCUGCAGUACUUUUCUUGUACUUCUGACAUUACAGUACAAUAAAGUAUGUUUUGUCCUGAACUGA